ACUUCCUGAUGCUAGCGUUUACCGGUUAAUUAUAUUUUAAACAACUAGCGUAAACCGAUAACCGUUUCUCAGCUUGGGAACAAACUCGACAUAACUGAGCACAAAUACUGCUUGUGGGCUUUGUGUACCUCCAAACAAAAAAAAAGAGCAGAAACAGUCACGUGACCGCACGCCGUAGUUCAAGAUGGAGACUGAGCGAUUUGGUGGCUUCACUGUUAGCUAGCUAGCUGUUUACAGUAAUUACAAUAUGGCAAAUACGACGGACUGCUAGACGUUUUAACGCUAAUAGCAAGAGUUAUAGCAUAACCUGAGAUGUGCAUUUGGCAGCUGUGGACCACGAUGAAGUAAAGUUGUGUGUAAACAUAGACCACCUGAAGAAUAUUCAAGAUAAGAGGUAGCCAGGGGAGAAAACUGUCAAUGGUCAUCAUCACAAACUCAUUUUGAGCGAGAGGAGAUCGAUAUGUCGCUGAGAGAGUUAAAGGUUUGUCUUCUGGGGGACACUGGCGUUGGAAAGUCAAGUAUUGUAUGGAGAUUUGUGGAGGACAGCUUUGACCCAAACAUCAACCCAACAAUUGGGGCAUCCUUUAUGACCAAGACAGUGCAAUAUCAAAACGAGCUGCACAAGUUCCUGAUCUGGGACACGGCAGGACAGGAGCGGUUUCGUGCUCUAGCACCAAUGUACUACAGAGGUUCAGCUGCAGCCAUCAUUGUUUAUGACAUAACGAAAGAGGAAUCCUUCCAAACACUGAAGAACUGGGUGAAGGAGCUGCGCCAGCACGGUCCUCCCAAUAUCGUGGUCGCCAUCGCUGGCAACAAAUGUGACCUGUCAGACGCCAGGGAAGUGCCAGAGAAAGAUGCCAAGGACUAUGCUGACUCCAUCCACGCCAUCUUUGUAGAAACCAGUGCCAAGAAUGCCAUUAACAUCAACGAGGUGUUUAUAGAGAUAAGUAAGCGCAUCCCCGUUGCAGACGCAGCAGGAGCAACUUCAGGAAAAGGUUUCAAACUGGGACGGCAGGCCUCAGAGUCUCGCAGGACGUGCUGCUGAUGAUGCCGAUGACUGAACCCACAUGACCUGUGACCUGACCUGUGCUUUCCCGUCGCAUCUCCGGCCUGCUUUAGCUUACAGCCACUACACACCCUCAGACACCCCGCUCAUGUGACCCGGGUGCAGUAUUGCCAAACUGAUGGCCGUAGCAAAUGAAUUUUCAACAACAGCAAAUUGUCAUAUAUUGUCUGAAAAUUGCUGGCAGGAGAAGAACCUCAAGUUUACUGAGCAUUGACAAAAAUGCCUGCAUUAAUACAUUGACAUGUAAGUGAAGGGCCCCCAUACAUAUAAUUUAAUUGGCUUCUAUUAUGGAUAUUAACCUCUGUUUGGUGUAUUAUAGCCCAAUAGUUGAUCAAAAGAACUUUACAACUAGUUCUAGUAGUUAUUCAUGGAUUCAGGAGUCAUUUGUACUUGUAAAUUUGUACAAAUCCAUCAUCUUUCAACCAAAACAUGUGCAGAAAUGAUUCAGUUUCACCAAAUGAUUUUGAUACUACUUAAGUUAUUGCCUUUGGUUUGUUUGGGAGAUCUCUCCCCAAACAUUCUCAGUUUUGUGAAGGAUCCAUGUGUACUGUUAAUGUGUGUAAUCACUAAUUUAUCGUAAGAUUUUGAUGAAAGAGCUUAUGGUGGUCAUCAGUGUUUGCACCAGUUUCUCGUUUUAGCUUUUUGGAAGGACAGUUAGGAGAGAUGCUGGUGAUUCGCAGUCUAGCAAGAAGGAUUGUGCACGCUAGAUUUACAUUUUAUGGUGUGAUUGCUGUUUUCAUCAAGAUAUGUUUCAAGACAAAAUACCAAGGGGGUGUUUUGAUGUAAAUUGCAAUCAUAUGGUUAAAAAUGCAGAAAUGAAAGGUGUGUGGGAGCACACUUCCUUAUGUUAAAGGAGUGGAUGACAUUUUGGGAAAUACGCCUUGUUAUUUCUUGCCGAGGGUGAGAUGAGAAUAUUGAUACCAUCUCCAUAUUAUACGUCUGUAUGGUAAAUUAUGUUGCUGGAACCAACAGCUGGUUAGCGUAGCUUAGCACAAAGACUGGAAAUGGGAGGAAACAGUGAGUGGGACUCUGUCCAAAUGUAAUCAUUUCUGUCUGUUAUUGCUUUUUUGUUUAAUCUGCAUAGAAACUGAAGUGUAAAAACAACAAUUUAUCCAGCCAGGAACUCCAGGAAGUUACUGAUACCAGUUACUGAUCACAAAAGAAACAGAACCAGACUUAUACCCCAGUUUCCAGUCUUUAUGCUAAGCUAAGCUAACCAGCUGCUGGCUGUUGCCUUAAAUGAAACCGAUAGAUAUGAGAAUGAUAUCAUUCUUCUCAUCUAACUCUCAGAAAGCAAAUAAGUGCACAGUAUAUCCCAAAAUUAACUAUUCCUUUAAUUGUGACUUUUGCUCUCCUCUCUUUGGCUCGUAAGGAUAUUUUGAUUGUCCCUUGCCCCUGAGAAUGAUAACAAACUAUUCUAAAAUCUCAUCUCUGUGAUGAGAACAACUGUACAGUCCACAUCUCAUAAUGAUGGUUCUUUAAUCAGGGCUGAAAAUGCUGAGUUUUCAAGUUUAUUAUUAUAUAACAGUCCAAGCUGCUCACAUGUGCUACACGCUUCCACUUGUCAUUACUGAAAAGGUAUUAACUGAAUCCUGAAUAUGAAGUUCCCCAUAGUGCACACAGUAUACUGCCAGUUGUGUCACAUAUUACUUUGACUUUAUUUUUCUCUAAUCUUGUUUUAACUGUUCACUGGCCUGUCACCAACCCUUUGCUGCUACUUUACAACAGUUUUACAGGGGAGGCUGAUAUUUGUGAGGUCUUGCCAAAGUCUUUAAUUGUCCCAUAAACAGUAUUUCAUCUUUCCUUUUUUUUCACAUAAUCAGCACUGGCUCGCACUUGAGAUGUUGUUUUACUACCUGGCCAGCGAUGAAAACAGUGAGAUCUGGAAACAAGACAUAGUUUAGAGGAAACUCGGAUUUUAGAGCUUAAAUUUCCCUUUUGCAGAACAUUAUAGGUGCAGAAUUAGACGUGGCACUGUGUCGACAUGCUGACCCCUUAAUGAACCAUAGUCUCCAUCCUGCUCUGAAUUACUAGAUGCGCUGUGUUCCAAGGUCUGCUUUCUGAUUUCCCUUCAUCCCAACUUCUUUUGCCUCAUUCCUCCAAAUUCCAGGCACUUAUUGAAGGUACAGCUUUCAGUUGGUUUCAGUCAAAUAUGGUUCACCAUACCACAGCUUUCACAGAGCUCCAUCAUCCUCUGACAUUCAUGAAAAGUAUUACUACUCUGUGAUCAUUAUGCUAUUUUACAGUAAUUUAAGGUAUCUCUUAUUCUGACCUAAUUGAACUUCAGUAGCAGUUUACCCAUGAACCCGCACAGACUUAUUAAUUCCGUGCAAAGUCUUUGCGAAGUUGCCAAAAAUACAGAUGUGGGCUCAAUUACACUGCAUCUAUAAAUCUGGAUUGUGUGCUUUUCUGUCAGCGCAUGCCACUUUAUUUGCCUUUUAGCAUCUUAAAUGUAUCUGUAUUGAUCAGUCGUGUGCUAAGCAGUGCUGCCUGUUUCUCCAGACUUUUCCUAGAGAAUGCAAUAGUUGUUACUAUGAUGAAGGUAACAUGUGACUUAAGUCAAGAAAUCAGUUACAGAGUGUUAUGUUCACACAGUAGGGCACGCAAUCAUGCAAAAAAUUGAUCUAAUUCCCUGCAGUCUCAAACAGAUAAUAAUGACAGCUUUAUAUUGACCUCACUUUAUGCUGAUCUGAUGACAGUUCUGCUCAUUCAUUGUUGAUCAAAUGAGUAGUGUCAUAGAGCCAACCAAAUCUCUGGCAUUCUAGGUCAAAACUUUAACUUGUGAUUGAUUUUGAUUCACGCUGCUGUCUUUGAUAAUUCGCCCUGCACUACAUCGUAAUACUAACUCUAGCUAGUAUUUAACAUAGCUUCAGCAAUUACAUAAAAAAGGGAAUCACUCUGGUACUUGGAAAGCUGCACAUUGACUGUUUGUAUUAAUUGGCUCUUAUUACUAACUAACCCUCUGUCUGCAGUCUGUUAUCAUCUUUGUGAAAUAACUUGAUGAAACAUUCUUGUAAAGGUAUCAGACUUCUUAAUGUCCCAUGAUGUUAUUUUAGGUUUUGACUGUUUGCUCAGUUCUCAUUGCUAUGAAGAACAUGCUGCCAAAUAAUGUCAAAGCCGUUUUACUACAUCACACAUAAUUAACCUUUUUUUUUAUUAUCAAUAUAAUAUAGUGAUUUAAAGUGCUAAUCACAUAAAUGCUUAAAAGUUUUUGAAGUUUGAAAAAGACAUGUUUUUUCUUUAUUUGAAAACAGGAGGCAUGGGUAGAAACUGUAUGCCAGAUUUGCAUUGAAAAAUACCAAUAGUCUUGGGCUGGCCCUGGGAAUGUGAUGAAUCUAUAUUAUGUAUAUUUUUCAGUGUAGAUAUAUACCAUCAAAUUGCACACAAAUCAAUAACUAUAUUCUACUCUAAGCCAGUUGUGUGACCACAAUAGACUUGUACACCGUUUGCAGUAAUUCCAUCAGCAUUAUAGUUACCAUAUUUAGCUUUUUACUAUGUUUCAUAUGGAUUGUUACAAAAGGCCUGAAAACACUUGUUUGCAGUGUAUUUCCAAAUGUGUAAAAAGGGAAUUGUCAAUUUGUUUACUAA
Messenger RNA from Chelmon rostratus (copperband butterflyfish), 4654 nucleotides. RefSeq names its product RAB22A, member RAS oncogene family (gene rab22a). The record is from RefSeq and is a predicted model, not a curated record. The coding region runs from base 461 to 1045 and encodes 194 amino acids. Gene Ontology annotation, molecular function: GTP binding; GTPase activity. The transcript has 7 exons. NCBI's taxonomy places the organism in Eukaryota, Metazoa, Chordata, Actinopteri, Chaetodontiformes, Chaetodontidae.